AGUCACCCAGCGAACUUAUUUCGCCGUCUAGUAAUAUAUAGGCUUGUUAGUUACUCCGCCUUACUCCGUCCUGUGACUUUCUCGGUUGCGUGUCCUCCAUUCUCCUCGUCCGCUGGUCCGUCAUUGGCUAUCCAGCUGAGAAAGCGCCACGUUGGUGCGAUGUUAUACUAUAAAGCGCAAUGCAGCGACGUCUUCGUCUGAAAAGCGAAUAAUCUCGGCGUACAGUAACGUUCUGUCAACGGCGAAUAUCAAUCGCAUCGAGUGAAUUAUCGCGUGGCUAAACAACGUUAGCUCUUGUCAGUCGGUAAAGCUAGAGACGAGUAAAGCGGAAAUCCGAGAGUAAAGCGAAGCUCGAGACGUCUCAUAGCUAUUCCGGAUGAUCCGCUAAAUGACGACUCGUGACAGCCAUCGUGGGACGGUGCCAAUGGUCAUUCUUAUAAGGGCGGGUUGCAAGAGUUUCCGUAUUUUCUCGACUGACUUGCGAGUCGCUCCUGUGUCCUGACUCUCGAGUCAACGCGAACGUCUUUCGUUGAUACGCCUUAGGAAUACGGGCGACAACAUUUCUGCAUUGGCUCCUGCCAUGUCACCUUCCGCCUCGCGAAAUGCGUUUUUUGCUUCUGAAGGCGACCGUAACCAGGUUACCAUCGCGUUCAUAGCUCUCAGCCGUUCACACGAAUGUAGACGUUAGUAGUGUUCGCUUCUAGACCGUUCGUUUUCUGAGGCGUCCUUAGCCCGGCAGCCAUCGCGAGAGCGCAAGGUUUGCAUUCCGAGUAUCCGCGGAAUCACUCUUGACAGCUCAAACACGUGCGCGUGCGCCGUGUGCCAGAGCCCGGCAGCACUCGCAGCGUGCUGAUAGCUGGAGUGACGCUUAGGCCUAACCUGUGUCCUAGAGACCAGCAGCAAGCCUAGAAUUGACCUCCGUUCUCUCGGCCAGCAGCACCAGCAGCACCAGGAGCAGCAGCACCAGCAGGAGCAGCAGGAGCAGCAGCAGCAGCAGCAGGAGCAGCAGCAGCAGCAGCAGCAGCAGCAGCAGCAGCAGCAGCAGCAGCAGCAGCAGCAGCAGCAGCAGGCAUGGAGGCGUAUUUCUGGGCGGUGUUCGCGGUGCUGGUGGUGCUGUGCCUGGCGCUCGAGUGCUCCCGCAGUUCUAAGGACCGCGCACAGACCACGCCCGCCUUCGAGGCCUUCAAGAACAACUACCUGCUCGUCUACUGCCUCAUGAUGGCGGGCGAUUGGCUGCAGGGCCCAUAUGUGUACGCGCUGUACCAGCACUACGGGUACGACAAGGGCGACAUCGGCCGCCUCUUCAUCGCUGGCUUCGGCUCCUCCAUGGUCUUUGGCACCAUAGUGGGGUCGCUGGCUGACAGACAUGGGCGUCGCCUCGCCUGCAUCCUCUACUGCAUCACCUACAUCCUCAGCUGCCUCACCAAGCACUUCCCUGCCUUCUCCAUCCUCGUGAUUGGCCGCGUGCUGGGAGGCAUCGCCACCUCGCUGCUCUUCUCCGCCUUUGAGUCCUGGCUGGUGGCCGAGCACUUCAAGCGGGGCUUUGAGCCGCCGUGGCUGUCCAUCACGUUUUCAAAGGCUAUUUUUCUAGGCAACGGGCUGGUGGCCAUUCUCUCAGGUCUGGUGGCCAACGUGUUGGUGUCGGAUCUCUCACUUGGGCCAGUGGCGCCCUUUGACGCAGCGUCCAUGCUGCUGGCAGGGGGCAUGGCGGUGAUCAUGGGCACGUGGAGCGAGAACUAUGGGGACUCUGACGAGACACACGGGCUGAUUACACAGUUCCAGGUGGCUUAUACUGCCAUCGCCUCAGAUGAGAAGAUCGCCCUCCUAGGCGCCAUCCAAUCCCUGUUCGAGGGCAGCAUGUACACGUUCGUGUUCCUCUGGACGCCAGCGCUCGCCCCGUCCCAGCAGGCCAUCCCGCAUGGCUUCAUCUUUUCGCUCUUCAUGCUCGCCUCCAUGGUCGGCUCCUCCCUUGCUUCGCGCCUCAUGUCCCGUGUGGGGCUGCGCGUCGAGGUGUACAUGCAGGCCGUGUUCGCCCUCUCCUCUCUAUCCCUGCUGCUGCCCUGCAUCGUCAAUUGGGUCAUGGAGCCGCACCCCCCACCGGGGGGCGGAAUAACGCCAGGGGGGCGGGUGCAGCUGGCAGGGUUCUGCAUGUUUGAGGCGUGUGUGGGCGUGUUCUGGCCGUCCAUCAUGCGCAUGCGCGCGCAGUACUUGCCAGAGGAGUCGCGCUCCACCAUCAUGAACUUCUUCCGCGUGCCUCUUAAUGUCUUCGUGUGCAUCGUGCUCUACCAUGUCCGCGCCUUUCCCAUGACGGCCAUGUUUCUCAUGUGCUCACUCUUCCUUGCCGUCGCGGCUCUCCUGCAGCGCCGCCUGCUAUCCCUCGCACUCAACGCCCUCCCGCAAAAUGCCGGUGGGCAAACACCGAGCCCCAUUGAUUGGGAACUCAAAGCUCACAGCUCAGAUGGGGAACCGCCUGGCCUGCUGCUGUGAUUGUAGUGAGAUUAUUGAAAUGAUGUUCUUCAAUCAAAACAAGCAUUUGCAGUAAUUAUGACAGUUGAUCACACGCAGCAAUCUAGCAACCCCCAUUGCUCUUCGUGUGUUUGCUGUAGUCUACCAUCACACAAGAUGCUGAACUUACACUAUGGAGGACUCACAUUUGUCCUUAUGGCAUUCAAUCAAGCCUGCUUUAGGUGAAUCGUAUCAACUUAUACAUAUUAGCUAUGUAGAAGUUAGAGGCUAGAUUGAGGUA
Molecule: messenger RNA, 2746 nt
Organism: Closterium sp. NIES-67
Lineage: Eukaryota; Viridiplantae; Streptophyta; Zygnematophyceae; Desmidiales; Closteriaceae
Source: the annotation of a GenBank genome assembly